Hydatigera taeniaeformis is the source of this 1413-nucleotide messenger RNA. Lineage: Eukaryota; Metazoa; Platyhelminthes; Cestoda; Cyclophyllidea; Taeniidae. The record is from the annotation of a GenBank genome assembly.
AUGUUCUUGCAAGUUCCUUUUGAGUGUGACUAUACGGCGGAGGUGGGUGAAAAUCGACGGUUAGAGUGGCGAGAACCCGUCAACAUCCCCCAGGACACGCAGACCCUUAGCCGGCUAAUAGACAGCAUCCACCAACAUGGUAAAUCGGGAGGAAACGUUGCAUUUAUGGGUACAAUGGAUAUUAUCACACAUGCUAGAACACCUUUUCUAAUUAAAAGCCUUCGACGUGGGGCCAUUCUCGCUCUGCGGCGUCUCUUUCUAAGAGCUGAUCCAUUCAGUAAAGACUGGAAUGGCAUAGGCCCCGGACUUGCCAUUUUCAAUAAAUUGGUAAAUUCUUCGGUUGAAGUGCGCAGCUGUCUCCUUGACUUUUGGCCCUUAAUUUUGCGGCCACUCAAUUUUGUCUUCCAGAAGCUGGAGGAGCUGAAGCAAAAGCGCACUAGAUUUUGCAAUGCGCUGGGGUUCGAAGAAUGCGGGACCAAUCGUUGGGACGAAAGGAUUGAAACAUUUCAAGAACAAGUAUUGCCUUAUAUGAUCAGUGAUCCUCGUGUUAUAUUACAGAGGGAGGGUGCAGGUUGGAUCACCAUGUCUGACUACAUGAGGAGCUUAGAGCUUAUAUUUUUGGUAGCACCAGAUCGAACGCAAGAGUCGGUAGAUCGAAUAUGCCGGCUCAAUUGUACCAUCAACCUACACCAUACCCCUAUCCAGGAGAUAAUGCCCUAUGAUCUGCAAACAGAACGGGAAACCUUACCUGGGCCAAGACUCCAUUUUUUCAACUUUCUUGAUCGGUUUGAAGUUGGCCACUGUGUUGGGCAUGGGGCUAUACAAGAAGACAUUGCGCUAAAGGCUGAAUGGGACUUGCAGGCCGUGAGGUUGGACAGAUUUGAACUCCUUGGUAGUAUAGAACACGAAACAGUCAACACUGGAGUUGCUCUUAGAGAUUCAAACUCAGCAAAAACCGAAGGAAGAAAUGAAAAGCAACCCCUGUCCAAUCGAUCAGCCACUGCUUUAAGCUUCAAUCCAAGGGAGCCUACGUCUGCUUCAGAGACAGAUUUUCGAGAUUUAUUAACGACGACAGCGAUUAAAGUUCCGGACAGGGUAAAGCAUAACAUCAGUAGAGGCAAUGGGUCCGAAAAGAUCACCGCUAAGAGGAUGGAGGACAAAUCCGAUACAUGGGCUAUAGCACUCCCAGUAUCGCGACGCCUGAAACAGGAUCCAAGACAAUCCAAGUGGUUUCGAAAAGCUGUAAAACCCCUUAUUAAUUCGCUAUGCUUACCCGAAAGCCAUAAGGAGGCCGACAAAAUAGUUUAUGCAGGGUACGAAACAAUUCCAAAUAUAAGAACUCAUCCACUUACGCUCAACAUCCUGACAAUUCCAGAUAAGGUCUACAGACCCAGCAGUCAUCAUCAAGUCUGA